Adelges cooleyi (spruce gall adelgid) is the source of this 3633-nucleotide messenger RNA. RefSeq names its product protein ELYS-like. The record is from RefSeq and is a predicted model, not a curated record. The transcript has 21 exons. Gene Ontology annotation, molecular function: protein binding. The coding region runs from base 230 to 3523 and encodes 1097 amino acids. NCBI's taxonomy places the organism in Eukaryota, Metazoa, Arthropoda, Insecta, Hemiptera, Adelgidae.
UUGUAUUAUCGUUUCGUGAUGUCGGGCCAGCCGUAUUAUUAUUAUUGACUAUCGCCUUAUAUUAUCUUUCUUCGAAUACAACAGCUGUCGUUAUUAUUGUCUACUAUAGCAGCAAAGAUAUAAGUGUACAGUAGUACACUCCAAGUACCUACAACGAUUUUAUUUUCUGUUGAACUGCUGCCGACCGUUGACGUCAAAUUUACACCCGAAUCCACGACCACCGCCGACGAUGAUGUCUACAACGACGAGUCAAGCGAUGCGAGUGAUGGACACGCAACGUUUGCCGGCCGUCCGGUGGCCGUGCAAAACGGCCGGAGAAAAACUCGGCGGUCUCGUUGCCGACGGCCUGUACGCGUGGUUAGCCGUCCGCGCAAACAUUGUUCUGUACUCGAAACGCCUGGGAUCCGUCGUGUCGUCCAGGACGUUUGGCGACAACAAAGAUAAAUCGUUCACGAUUACCGACGUGAAAGAACUGAAUUACGGCCAAGGAAAAUUGCAUUUACUACUGGUGGGCUGUUCGCUUAAAAGCACCGGACUCGUGUACGUGUGUCGGCUGCCGGCGUUGACUACGAUUCGCUGUAUCGCGUUACCGAAUCCGGUGACGUACAUAACGACUAUUAAAAAUGACGAAUUAUUCUACGACGCCGACCAACUUUGCGACGAGUUAAAGAUAAUGUCUACCGUACUGCUGGUGGGCAUGGCCACGGGACAAGUGUACGCCGUCGAUCUUCGACACCGUCACAUAGAACACCAAUUGGACAACAACGAAAUUGUCGUCAACGAAUCGCGACCGAGCCAGUUGUUUGUCAUCCGUAAGAACGAAGACUGUCAGGAAGUGAAAGAGAUGAGCGACGACCGCGACUGUCACCUGGCCAUGUUCAUAAACGAAAAUUUCCACGAUUAUUGUAAAUACAACGGAAAACUGCGUAUGAGCGUCACCAGCGUGCUGUACGUCGAAGAGACCAACACUGUCGCCAUCGGUUAUUCCAGCGGUCAUUUGCAGCUACGCGAUUGUAAAACAAUGCGUACCAUAUACGUUCUAAGAGAGCCACAGUGUAGCAUGCCUGUAACUCACAUUGGCUUUAUCGAACCGUCCGACGACCCGAACAACUUGUGCUAUCUCUGGGUCGUCCAGUCGGACAACGUCAGACUUCCGUUGGCCACGAUGAUGGCGCUAAUCUUUGAGCAACGCGUCAUAACGCCAAACGGACGUUCGGCGUACCGUGCUUACCAAGGUCACGGUGUAAAACUAGAAAUGUCGUUACAGCGAGAGACGGGUUCUGGACGGUGUGUAUCCGCUCUGUCCGUGUGCAAUGUAAAUAUGGCCAAAAACGAAACUGACAUGGACGAAGACUGUGAAAUACGGCUUUUCGCCAUGCUGAUGGAAAUACGACAGAACGGCAGCCCAAAAUCGUACAUGUUCUUGUUCGACAUCAACCAGUGGUACAAAGCGCAAAUGCCGCCCAUCAUCAGCCAUCUGAAAGUGUCCAACUCGUACGCCAGUUUUGUACAGCUGCCGCACAACGACGCGCGCCACUUGGAUUUCACUAUUGCCCCCAAGACGUUACGGCCGUUUUGCACCAAUUUCAGGGACGGCGUCGAAGAACUGUACUAUCCGUCUUCGAUUUACUUUGAGUACGAUUGUCUGUUGGACACCGAGCUCGUUCGGUUGAAACACGCCGGAGUGCAACAACAAAUACUAGAUCGUUUGGUGGAGAAAAACUGGAAGUUACUGAUCAAUCCGAGUUUGGUGUUUGGCCAAUGCUUGCAAGCCCAUCUGACGCCAUUUUUCUGGGAUAAACCCGACGACUACGUCGACUAUAGUUUGCCGGAUCAGAGGAGUUUCGUCGUAUCCGUAUUGGUCGAAAACAAAAUGAUGUCCGUGUUGAGCGCUUGUGCCGAACAAUGGAAAAACGGAACGUACGGCACGAGCGAAGUCACCGUGUUGCAUUUAGUGCAGUGCCUUUGGAAUCACGUCAUGAUCGUCAAACAGUUUGCCGAUAAACUAUGCGUACCGCUGUUCGAUUAUUCCGGAACCCAGAUGGACGGAAAAAACAAACGCGUACUCAAAUAUUGUUUGUCGCAGAUGCAAUGCGUCAAAAUUUUUUUACAAGAUUUACACAGCAAAUACGGCGUUCACACCAUUACUUAUAACAAUAGUAAUAACAAUAAUAAAAGCGAUUACACCCAUCGCGUUUACACGCUCAACCUGGUCACUCAGUACUUCAAAGCGGUCACGUGUUUUGUCAAUUACGGCCUGCUGCCCGAACGGUGCCUCGUGGAUAACCCACACCGGCAGACGGUGCAAUACGAUUUUGCUGCGUUAAGGGAUUACGCCGAUAAAAGGCGAACCGAACUUGGCAACUCUCAGUUGUAUUUGAUCGACGCCAUAGUCGGUCACGAACGCCGCGGUUCGAAACUGUACGAACAGUGGCAGAACGAGGGCGGCCAAGCGACCAACGGCAUGUAUCCGCCGGCCAACGUACAGUGUUUGCUGAGAAUAUACUUGAACGCCGCCCUGUCCGACCUGUUGAAAAACUACAUCACCGUGUAUUUCCUGAUAGACGUGUGUUCCACAAAAGAUCUCGAUGCGAACGUCGCGAAUCGUAUGUGUAAUUUUGCCAUCGAAUUCGACGUGGAAAACGUUAUGUUGAACACGCUUUGUCGAGCGAGCUGGCUUUUGGAUCACGACAUGUUCAAGGAAGCGAUGGAAAUAUUGUCGAGCGACAAAGAUUGGGCGGCGUUGACCAAAGACAAAUCUUGGCGUUGGUUUCAUUGGACCGUCGCGAAAUUGCUGGUGUUCAAGGGAGAGUAUUUUUGGGCUAGAUUCUACACGAAGCUCGUCGACAUCGACUUGACCGACGUUGAUGACCACAAAUUUUAUAUAAAUCUUGAAAUCAUGAACAAUCAGUGUUUCGAAGCGUUACGACACAUAAGGAAGCGGUCGGCCGAAGAAAAACCAAUAUUGUUGAGAUACUUAUUCGACAGAUGUAAAGAAAUCGACAAGUUGAGAUGCUUGAUCGAACUGCCGUGGGAGUCGCACGAAGAAGACGCGUUGUACGUUUAUCUGAAGUCCGUACCGGACGCGGCCAAAUCCAUGUCGAUGAAAAUGUUGUUUCUGUUACAAAGAGGAAGAUAUUCCGAAGCCGUCGAAUACAACGUGUCUUUGACCGGAACGUUCUACGAAAGCACCGACGACGACGACGACUUGACAAUAGUUGUCAGUUCAUUAGUGGACGGGUUCGAUAGAGAUGUACCGAAAAAAAUAGUGCCUCGGUGUCUCGACGGAUUUUCUGCGAGAAACGUAUACAAAAAGACCGACACUGUUUUAAAACGUCUAAACUCGACCAGUAAAUCGUUUAAUGUUCUGGACAAAAUCCGAGCAAACACUUUAAAACUGUCAAAUUCGUCUCGCACUCUGUUCAGACCCAAAAACGAUACAAACGCAACAAAGAGUUUGCUGUUUGGCAAUAAAUGUGCGCUUAAAAGAUUGUCCAGUGACGACGACGACGACCAUGAAUAACGAGAAACGUAGAAGAAUCGACGACCACCGCGACCGUUUGCCUUGUACACCUAGUGUUAACCGUGCACCUGUAUACGGCGAAAGAGACCUGGAAAUACUGGACACUCCGU